UGUUUGCGACGCUUUCUAUGAGCCCCAACAUUACUGUAACUUAUUUCCGUAGUUUUUGGGCACGCUUGCCGUGCCCGGCUUAUUGACGCAGUAAGCGAAAACCAGCUCGGCCAUGUGGCGCAUUUGCGCGUGUACACGCGUGUACUGCGUCGUAGCGCCUAAGACAGACAAGUUUUCGCGCAUUCUGUGGCCCCCAACCUUAUUGUAACUAACGUCGUUGUAUUUGAGGUAGUUUAGAAGCACGGUUGCCGCGCCCGGCUUAUUGACGCAGUUGCGAGUGUACUGAAUCUUAAUGGGACAAGUUCGUUAUUUCUCAGGCCCCAAUAUUGUAAUUUAUUUCUUUACACUUAGAUGCUAAAGUGCUAGAACUUGCUUAAAGCUAAUUGCUCUUCAGCGUAAUUUUGACCGUUCACCACUUUCGCACGUAUUGCCUUCCCAAGCUGUUUAUGUAAGUAUUAUACAUGUUGUAAUUUACGUUUUUGAACAAAUGGCCUCCUGCAAAGCCAUGUACGGCAGCUACUGUUGUGUACCGAGGUGCACAAACAACGGAAGAACGCGAGAGAAGCCCGGAACGCACUUUUUUCGAAUCCCACGGGACCACAGGUUUGAACGUUCGAGGUCGAAGGCAUGGGUGACAUACACCCGAAGGGCUGACCUUAUGGAAAUGCCAGUCAAUCUAUUGUACACAGCAUACAGGAUUUGCAGUGGCCAUUUUACUGCGCAAGACUUCAUGGACCCAGGGCGCACACGGCUCACUAAAACGGCCGUGCCAACAGUUAACUCAGGUUACGUCCAGCCUGUAACUGAGGGGCAAGAUGGCGAAUGUGUCGUGCAGGAGAACGAGAAAGGAUUCCUCAUGACGGCGAGCUGUGUUGCCGAAGGAAACCUACCAGGCUACAUUGCUCCCGUGAGCGAGCUAGAUGCUGCAGACUCCCAAAUGGACAUCUCUGGAAGCAGUUCGACUGGAGCUGAGCUUUGUGCUGUUCAUGAUGAUGCGUCCGAGGUCUCCCCAAGUGCCAGCAGCUUCCUUGCGUCCGAGGUCUCCCCAAGUGCCAGCAGGUUUCUUGAUUCAGCCUCAAGCUCAGUAGGAGGCUUCCCUGUUGCUUGCAACAGUGCAGCAAAGGGCUCUCUGUCGAAGAAAUUGAGGAGGACCAUCCGACGACUGCAGUCUAAGGUAGCAAGCUGCCAGUGGACUAUCUCACGGUUGCGGAAGCACCAGCGCCAGCUACCACCGUCCAUUUCAAAAGCACUAGGCAUUAUCCAUCCACAUGUGACAGAGGAGGUUUAUAAACUGCUGUGUGCCACAUGCAGUUGCAGCAGAGGGGCAAAGUCAAGCGCUUCCCUGUUUGGCUUAAGAAAUUUGCUUUACAUUUAAACUUUCGGGGACCACGAGCAUACCGUUUUUUGGCACCAGUUUUCUCUUUACCUACACAACCGUCUCUGAGACGGUGGUUUAGGAACAUUAGAAUGUCACCAGGGGUAAUUCCUAGAAUAACAGAGCGUUUCAGCUAGCACUCGGGCUAGGAAUGCGCGCGAUCGAGUGUGCAUCCUGAUUUUUGACGAAAUAGCCUUAAAAAGAACUUGCCUUAUGAUGCGGGUCAGGAUGUUGUCCAUGGAUUUGUAGAUGAUGGCAUGGAACGGUCAUCGACUAUUGCUGACAGGGCAUUGGUUUUGCUUCUCGCUGGUAUUUCCAAGAGGUGGGUGCAACCAGUCCCAUUUACAGUUGGACACACACUGACAUCAGCAAGCAUUAUGGCUAAAUUACUCAACUCAAUUAUUAUGCAACUGAAAGCCGUUCAAAUUAUUGUGAAGCAGUAGUUUGUGAUCAAGGUACAUCUAACGUAAGCCUAGCUCAGCAGUUGGGCAUUACUGUUGAGAAACCGUUUUUUGAAGUUCUGGGUGAGCGAGUCUAUUUCAUUUUUAAUGUGCCUCAUUUAGUCAAAACCACACGUAACAAUGUCCAAGCUCAUAAGCUACUAAUUGGGAAUGAGGUUGUCGAUUGGUCGUACAUUGAACGCCUCUACAAAUCGAUGCAUGAACUGCGGUUGCGAUUGGCUCCGAAGCUGACAGAGCGGCGCAUCUACCAGAAACAUUUUCCAACAUGAAAGUUAGCCGAGCGGCACAAGUACUUAGUUCAUCCGUUAGCAUAGCAAUUAUGGCAUUAGUUUAUGUGAAUGAACUCCCAGCAUCAGCCAUAGCUACAGCAAAUUUCUGUGAGCGUAUGGACAAGAUCUUUGACGCUCUGAACAGUUCAAGCCCCCAUAAAAAUGCACAAAAGUGUCAAACGGAAUUAAAUAGGGUGACAAUGAAUUAAUUCAAUUUCUUCGAGAACAGCUUCUGUGGUUCCCAUCAUGGAAAUUUUCUGCAAAGCGUCAGCCACGAACAGUCAUUGGAUGGCAGAUCACUAUUCAGGCGAUUCUCCAUCUUUGGGAAGACCUCUCAAGAAAUUAUGAAUGUAUUUACUUGCUAACUCGUCGGCUGCAGCAGGACCCCCUCGAAAAUAUGUUUGGGCGCAUCAGGCGGAAACAAGGGUGCAAUACUAACCCCAAUGUAGCGCAAUUUAUUUUUAGUUUGAAACAUAUUUGCAUUCAAAAAGCUUUAACUCUCCGAGAAAGCAAGUGUAGAAGAUGAUGAAACUGAACUCCUUAAAGAAGUGUCGCCGUUCUCCCUGAACAGUUCUUCUCUGGUUGACAUUGUGGAAUGGGUUAAGCCAGACGACUUUCCAUGUCUUGAGGACAUUUCAGAACUGGCAGCCCACAUUGAUUCUCAUAUAAUCGAUGAAUCCGCAGCUUAUUACGUCGCUGGCUUCCUGGUGAAAUUAUUUGUUACAAGCACUGUGAAAGAUUGCACUUGUCGCCACUUGUUACUGGGUGAAGAGAACGCACUGAGUGCAGCGCACCAAUAUUUCACAAUGUUAAAAGCAUAUCACGUACCAAGCAAACUUUUUGGAAAUCUCACUGUGCCAUCACAAAGGGUAUUUACUUUUGUUCGGGAAUUGGAGACCCACUUCCUUGCCAUGAUCGAGGCUACAGCGCAUCUUGCGUCUGUCUGGGAUGUUUUGUUUCAGUAUCUGUCUCGCGUUGGGGACAUGGAAUUUUGUUCCGUUGAGUGUCGGCAGAGGUUCGUCAAAAUGUAUUGCCGGAUCCGUUUGUGUUGGCAUAUCCUAUUUGUCAACCGUAAUUUAGAUAAAAAUCGCUUUCAGUCAUCUGUUUCUGGCGUGCAGCUUGAAAAAUUCAAAGGUUGAAAAAUUCAAAUUUCAAGGAAUUAGGACUUCCGUUAAACCAGUGAACAGAUAAUUUUUCUAAAUUAAGAUUGCUGUUUCAGGUCUGCUACUGCUUGCUUGUUCGCACUGGAUCGCAAUGCGGAAGGGUCAGUCGUACAACAGUGACGU
Messenger RNA from Dermacentor andersoni, 3391 nucleotides. The record is from RefSeq and is a predicted model, not a curated record. NCBI's taxonomy places the organism in Eukaryota, Metazoa, Arthropoda, Arachnida, Ixodida, Ixodidae.